This is a messenger RNA of Chenopodium quinoa (quinoa), 3276 nucleotides long. RefSeq lists its product as uncharacterized. The record is from RefSeq and is a predicted model, not a curated record. The transcript is spliced from 6 exons. Gene Ontology annotation, molecular function: catalytic activity. Bases 1 to 3276 code for a protein of 1091 amino acids. NCBI's taxonomy places the organism in Eukaryota, Viridiplantae, Streptophyta, Magnoliopsida, Caryophyllales, Amaranthaceae.
AUGAUUUACUCUGUCUGGAAUGUCAGGGGCCUAAAUGACCCUGGCAAAGUUGCCUCUGUAAAGAGGUUGCUUCAUUCUCAUUCAGUUGAUGUUGUUGGUUUGCUUGAAAAAAAAAUCAAAUUGAAAAAUGUCCUCACUUAUCAGAGGAAGUUUGGCUCUUCUUGGCUCUGGUUGUGUAAUUAUGACUAUUCUCCCAAAGGGAGGAUUUGGCUUGGUUGGAAUGCGGAUAGAGUAACUGUUAAUGUCUUGAAGGUUCAUGAACAGUUCAUUCAUUGUAGUGUUUCUUCUAAGGACCUCUCUACUCAGAUUCAUCUCACUGUUGUUUAUGGGCUUCACUCCAUUCAUGAUAGGCUUCCUUUAUGGGAGGGACUUAGAAGCAUCUCUAUUCAGCACUCUCCUUGGCUUUGUGUUGGUGACUAUAACUCUGUUCUUCAUACUGCAGAUAGGCUUCAUGGUACUGAUGUUACUGAUUAUGAGACUAGAGACUUUCAAAGCCUGGUUGACGAUUUGGACCUCACAGAGAUCAAAAGCAAAGGGGCCUUCUACUCUUGGUCUAAUAAGGCUCAUACUGGCCCUAGAACUCUCUCUAGGAUUGACAGAGUUUUUGGUAACCAAGCUUGGUUAGCCUCUCAUGGGCAUGUGGAGACUGUCUAUCUCCCUCCUUCUUUAUCUGAUCAUAGUCCUGUUCUUUUGGAUAUUUGUUCUGCCCCUGCGGGGCAAGGCUUGAGGUUCUGCAAGCAGUUUGGUAACAUUGAGGAAAAGAUUGAUCAGGCUAAUGUUGAGCUUUCUAGAAUUCAAACCUUAAUGGCACAGGAUCCUGAUGAUUUGGAUUUAUAUACUAAAGAAUCUGAUGCUAUUAAGACUAGACAGGCAAGGAAUGGAAUUGACUCCAUCUUUGAUUCUAAUCAGGUGUUGCUUAAGGAUCCAGAUGCUAUUUCUCAUGAAAUUAUCUCUUUCUAUAAGUCUCUUCUAGGGACUCAGGCUCCUUGGCUCCCUGCUGUUGAUCUUGUCACUAUGAGGAGGGGUAAGCAGCUCAGCUUUGCUGCUCAAAGCUACCUCAUUAGGCCUAUUUCUCGUGAUGAAAUUGAUGCUACCCUUAAGGGAAUUGAUAACACUAAAGCUUGGCAUAUUGUGAAAGAUGAUAUUUAUGCCAGUGUUAUUGAUUUUUUCACUAAAGGGACUUUGCCUAAGCAGUGGAAUUGUACAACUAUCACUCUGGUUCCUAAAAUCCUUUCUGCUUCUCAUGUUAAGGAUUUUAGACCUAUAGCCUGUUGUACUGUGGUAUAUAAGCUCAUUUCUAAGGUCAUAACUGCUAGGCUUGCUGCUGUCAUUGGUGAGGUGAUUGAUGAUGCUCAUGCAGGGUUCAUCCCAGGCAAGCACAUUGGUGACAAUAUCCUUCUUGCAACUGAACUGAUCAAAGGCUAUGAUCACAAAUUUAUCUCUCCUAGGUGUAUGGUUAAGGUGGAUUUGAAGAAAGCUUAUGAUUUAGUUGAAUGGGGAUUCUUGAUCACUGUCAUGCAAGAGCUUGGUUUCCCUCAGAGAUUUGUUGGUUGGAUCUGGACCUGUCUUACUUCUGUCUCUUACUCUAUUCUUAAUAAUGGUGUUCCUGCCCCUCCCUUUGAAGCUAAGAAAGGGUUAAGACAAGGUGACCCUAUGUCUCCCUUUCUCUUUGCUAUUGGUAUGGAAUACCUCUCCAGAUGCCUUGAUGAUCUUAGGUUAACUCCUGAUUUUAACUUUCACCCUAGAUGUGAAAAGUUAAACCUAACCCACAUGAUGUUUGCUGAUGACAAACUGAUGUUUUCUAGAGCUGAUAGUGUUUCUGUUAAGCUUCUCUUUCAGGCCUUCUCGAAAUUCUCGGGUGCUUCUGGGCUUUCUGCCAAUCUUGAUAAAAGUGACGUUUAUUUUGGAGGGGUCUCUGCUGAUAUUCAGAAAGAGUUGAGGGAGCUUCUUGGUGUUUCUCAAGGUACCAUUCCUUUUAGGUAUCUUGGGGUCCCUCUCUCUUCCAAGAAGCUUACUAUUGCUCAAUGUAGGCCUUUGGUGGAGAAGGUCACUGCUAGAAUCCAAGGGUGGAUGGCUAAACACUUGUCCUAUGCUGGGAGGCUUCAAUUGGUGAAGAGUGUGUUGUUUGGUAUUCAGACUUAUUGGGCUCAAAUUUUUAUUCUACCGAAGAAAAUUCUGAGAGAGAUUGAGGCUAGGUUCAGGUGUUUUCUUUGGACCGGAUCCUCUGCCCCUGCUAAGAAAUCUUUGGUUGCUUGGAAUAAUUGGAAUAAAGCAGCUGUCACUAAGUUACUUUGGGAUAUUGCUCACAAGGCUGAUAAUCUUUGGGUUAAGUGGGUUCAUAUCUACUACUUCAAGCAUAAAGAUUGUCGGACCACCCCUACCCCUACUAGAUGCUCUUGGUUCUUGAAUAAGAUUUUGAGUUGUAAAGAUGUUGUGAAUGAUCAAGGGGGAUGGGAUGGUUUCAUACAAGGCAACAAGUUGAAAAUCAAGAAGCUUUAUGCCGCUAUUAGGCCUCAAGUUCCUUGGAAGAGAGUUAUUUGCCAAAACUUAGCAACUCCUAAGAGCGUGUUUAUCUUGUGGCUAGCUUUGUGGGAUAGGCUUGUCACUAAGGAUAGGUUGCUUCAAUGGCACAUUUCUUGUGAUCCAAAGUGUUUCUUGUGUCUGAAUAGCAAUGAAAGUGUUCAACAUUUAUUUUUUGAUUGUGAUUUCUCUAGGAAGGUUUUGAGCAAGGUGUUGGGUAUCUUACGGGUUUCCAAGCCUGUUCAGCAGUUUAGUGAUGAUGUUGAUUGGAUGAAGAAAAUCUGCAGAAGUUCCAGGUUGAAAAACAAAGUGAUCCAGGUGGCCUUCACUGAAACAAUUUAUGGUAUUUGGAUACAAAGGAAUGCAGUUCUCUUUACUGGUUGUUGCAAAUCUGUUGAUGCUCUAGUUAGGGAUAUCGUCUUCCAUUCAUGUUUGCGUUCUGGUUUCUUUCCGAGUUGCUUCUACUGUUCUUGCUGUUCUUGCCUGCCUGCUUUCUGCCCUGCUGGUUGCUGCAUACUACUGUCUACUUGCUGUGCUCUGCUGUCUGUUUUGCUGUGCACUGCUGUCUGUUUGCUCUGCUGUCUGUGUUACUGUGCACUGCUGUGCAUUGCUGUCUGCUGCUUGCUGCACUGCAGUAUGCUGACUGUUAUGCACUGCUGUCUGCUGUCUACUUGCCUGUUUGCUGCUGACUGUUUGUCUUCUGACUGUCUGCCUGCUUUAACUCUGCUGUCUGCUGCUUGUUGCUAUCUGCAUUGA